AUGAAAGAUCUUUCUAAGGAAGAUUUUGAAAAGUCUAUUAACAAUAUAAACAGCUCGUAUUGUGAAUUGUUAGACAACUUUAAGGAGCAAUCAAUUCUGUGGUUCGACCUUUGGAAAAACACGGAGAUAGAUGCCAAAGCCUUGGAAAAACUGAACUUAAUAGAGGUUCUUGAGCAUGAGCAUGCCUGCUUUUUGCCGCCAGUAGCAAAAGCCAUCCAAAUAGCUCUUUGUCUGCCACCAACAACUUGCACCAUCGAGCGAUCAUUCAGCACUCUCAAACGUGUGAAGACCUGGAUAAGGAAUACGAUGUCGAACAAUCGUCUAAGUGGGCUAUGCCUGUUAUCUGUACACAGAAGAAAAAUAAAAGAAAAUAAAGAAAACUUCAUGCAGAAAGUAAUUGAUUUAUUUGCGAUGGACACCAGAAGAAUUCAAUUAUUAUUUAAGUAACAUUUUACUGACACUAACCGUGUUGCG
Molecule: messenger RNA, 474 nt
Organism: Diabrotica virgifera virgifera (western corn rootworm)
Lineage: Eukaryota; Metazoa; Arthropoda; Insecta; Coleoptera; Chrysomelidae
Exons: 2
Coding region: 1-447 (148 amino acids)
Molecular function (GO): protein dimerization activity
Source: RefSeq, a predicted model, not a curated record